GUAGGCACAUCUUUUCUUCCUUCGUCCACUGCCAGUUCGUCACGAUCAUCGCCUCCUCCGGUGGCUUCAGGGGACAUGAACGGCUCCGACCACGACAACGAGGCCUUCCCGAUGGCCGCCGACGAACAGCCACACCAAGACUCUGCGGUCCUUUCGCCGUCCCACGGGCCACUUCUCGCGAACUUGUUUCUGAUGACACAAAUUGCUGUGUAUGAAGACAAUGUUACCGACGACGAUGAGAGGGGCGGUGGCUUCGGCGCCGUCCCGGCCUCGGAGAAGGAGAUCGCGGGAUUCGCACAGGCGGCCGUGGGGGAUACGAGGGAGGAGGAGUGCGUCGUGUGCUUGGAAAGUUUCAAGGAAGGUGACGACAUCAGGAAGUUGCCGUGCUCCCAUGGCUUCCACAACAGCUGCAUCUCCGAUUGGCUACGGGUCAGCUGCCUCUGCCCGCAAUGCCGCUUCGCGCUGCCGGCCGAUGACGAGUGGUCCAAGCCCAAGACCGAGUUUGAGCAUAGCGCUACCGACUAUGAUGGGUAUGAGAACGAUGCAGGCCCUGCUGCUACUGAUGACGACGACGACGACAACCACGAUGACGAUGACCAUGAUCAUGAGACUCGUGUUUACUUGAUAAUUAAUGUAGGGCGGUCUAUUUGAUCCAAAAGGAUUUUUAUAGAGAUUUUGGGGAUUAAAAUCCACAUAAAAUUUCUUUCUAGAUUGUUUGAUUUGUACAUGAUUGAGUCAUUUUUGCGUAUUACUUUGUACUACA
Triticum aestivum (bread wheat) is the source of this 763-nucleotide messenger RNA. Its product is annotated as E3 ubiquitin-protein ligase RING1. Gene Ontology annotation, biological process: ubiquitin-dependent protein catabolic process. Gene Ontology annotation, cellular component: nucleus. NCBI's taxonomy places the organism in Eukaryota, Viridiplantae, Streptophyta, Magnoliopsida, Poales, Poaceae. The record is from RefSeq and is a predicted model, not a curated record. Bases 76 to 651 code for a protein of 191 amino acids. Gene Ontology annotation, molecular function: ubiquitin protein ligase activity. The transcript has a single exon.